Messenger RNA from Nematolebias whitei (Rio pearlfish), 1002 nucleotides. RefSeq names its product V-set and transmembrane domain-containing protein 2A (gene vstm2la). Bases 1 to 891 code for a protein of 296 amino acids. The transcript has 4 exons. The record is from RefSeq and is a predicted model, not a curated record. Lineage: Eukaryota; Metazoa; Chordata; Actinopteri; Cyprinodontiformes; Rivulidae.
AUGCGCAGCAUCCUGAUGGAGCUCGUUACACUCGUACACUCAAUUGCCGCUGCACAGACGAAGACGGCGGCUCGUAUUAACAGUCUUCCUCGCAGCGUGAGGAUCCUCGCUGAAAGGCAGCGCAGCUCGUCUGAAGCCACCCACGGACGGAUCCCAGCAGCCUCCCCGAGCUCUCAGCCCUCUGCUGUUCCUCUUUGUGAUGCGGCUCACACCAGUGUGGAGGUGUGUUCCACCAUGUUUACAGAGGUGCCUCACGAUAUGACGGCUCAGAGAGGGCAGGAUGUGGAGAUGGCCUGCUCCUUCAGAGGAGCUGGAACGCCGUCCUACUCGCUGGAGAUCCAGUGGUGGUACAUUAGGAACCAUCUGGACUGGACGGACCGACAAGCCUGGGAAAUUAACGAGGUGGCUACAGAGGAAGAGACACCAAAAGAUGCCACAAAGAUAAGUGUCGUGAAGGUCGUAGGAAGCAACAUCUCCCAUAAACUCCGUCUCUCCCGAGUGAAGCCCACUGACGAAGGCACUUAUGAAUGUCGCGUGAUCGACUUCAGCGACAACGCCGGUGCCCGCCACCACCGCGUCAGAGCGUACCUGCAGGUCGUGCCGGAGAGCAACGUCGUCGGCACCAAACACAACAACUUUGACGCCAUGGAUGACACCAAGAGAGAAGUGGGAUUUGUCGACGGGGAGUCCCACGGCGGCACCAGAGAGCACAGUCAUCACCAGAACCACGGGCACCACCAGGAGCAAGGCAAGCGGCCUUCGUCAGCCGUCCACAACGGGCACAGCCACGGCAGUCAGCAGCACAAGGCAGGCAGAGAGCUGAGGAAGAGGGACAUGGACAGUAACCACAGCCACAAUGACUGCAGCAACGAGCCGAGCUGCACACUGUAAACAGCUGCUACAACACAAAAAGCUUGCAUCACUGCAUAAAAAGCUAUCCCUCUCACACAGUGCAGGCCUGUAGGCAAAUCUAGAAUCCAUUGAAAUGUACAAUAUGGCUUA